GGAGAGAGCGCAGACGAUGUCGCUGUUGGAAUGUAAACAAGUACGCUACGUAAAAAGUGCGUUCGGAUUUUUUUUACCGUACAAACAUUCAAUUCAGUAGUGGAAAAGUCUGGUUGAAGCAUGUCGAAGUCAUGCUGAGUUAAUGCUACAAGUGUCCAGCCAUUAAAUUAUGUGAAUUUGUGACCACUUUUGCACUUUAUUGGAGCAGUACUUUCACAUUGUUUUCGAGUGACAUCGGGUGCGACAUCCGUGACACUGAGUGAGUCCGUGAUUGGAAUUGGAUAACCACCGCACCGCCGUGUGUAAAAACAGUUGGCCGGCGUUAGGGAGACGGUUUCCCCCCGAUGUAGCGAGUGUGUUGCCCGCACGUCUUCACCAUGCCUUUCGCUAAAACUUCCACUCUUUUGCUGGCCCUUUUCUCUGGGUUUGCCGCGUUGGUACUGAAUGCCGUUGCCGUCGGUUCGCCGUACUGGACACAGACAGAUUUCACCGGCUCUGUACGGAACUAUUACGUGAAUGAAACGGCGGACAAUCCCGUUCCAGUUCUGAUUAGGAACCGAGGAUUGUGGCUGUAUUGUGGGUUUGUGUUGAAUCCAAACUACACGGCCGAUUUUAGUACUGAGGAUAUUAUCCCUUCAACUCAAAGCAGUCAAGAACCGUUGGAUGCUCUUGUUGAAUGCGUCGUCUACAAUUUUACAUCCAGCAUCAAGCCAAAUGCUCCUGGCGCUACCUACUUAAGUAUAAGAUUUUACACAGAGAAAUGUGCUGCAAUAAUAGCAUGUGCAGCACUCGCCAUGCAGUUCUGUGCCGCUAUGACGAGCAUUCAGGGUACGUGGACUAUGUUGACUGUACUCUUCACUGACUGUGGCAUCAUGUUCUUAAUUGGAGCUGUCUUCAGCCUGAUGAGCUCCUUGUUCUUCAUGAUCAGUUUCACUUAUGGGACACACCAAGUCCCUGCAGCCUUUCCCCCUCUCCCAACUGGGUACGUCUUAAACUACUCGUGGUCUUUCUUCAUCGCCUGGGGGUCGUUCGUCUUGACGGUACUCAGCGGGACUUUGUAUCUCCUUAUAGCGAGGGCGUGGCACCUUGAGGAGGUGUGGGUUAAAGCGGAGGUGGAGAAACCGGGCGGGAAGAAGGAAGAGACUGUCAGCUCUCGAAGGAAGCUCAUGGGAAAACUAUGAGAGACACAGAGAGAGAAACAGGUGCUCAGUGCUUUCAUUUCUUUGUACUAUUUUUAAUUGAGCCUUACUUCUGCCCGGUACGGCAGUAUUAUUAUUAUUGUUAUUUUUAUUUUUUUUAUUUUCUUCAAAGCUACCUAUCAUUUUAUAUUCCAGAAGACUCAUGUACAGUGUAACUGUAAAGAAUUUUGUAUCCCUUUGUCUUCAGUCUUUCCAAAGUAGUAUCUACUUUAAAUCUGUCUCACUAAACUGAAAUUUUAAAAAGAAAGGACUUCCAACGCAGUAAAUGCACGUAAUCUGAGAUGCAUGUUUACGGAAAUGUGUUAGGGCACUUUCUGUUCUGUUUUAUUAAUCACAGAAUCCUCUUGCAGUUGUUGCAAUGUACAAAAAAGAAAGUCAAUAUCUAUGUUCUAAUGAUAUCAGGACCUCCCAAAAUGAGUGGUACAAGCAUUUAAAAAAAAUUGUGUACAGUAGCUCAUUUAUCAAAACAAAACGCUAUUUAAUUUACUCAUACCCAAUUUUUCAUAUUGUAGAAAUUAUAAUAGGCCAUUUCAUUUUAUAUAAUUUAUUCUGGUUGUGAAGCAAAGGACUCUCAGUAAAGGAAACUUAAUCACUGUACUA
Molecule: messenger RNA, 1799 nt
Organism: Asterias rubens (European starfish)
Lineage: Eukaryota; Metazoa; Echinodermata; Asteroidea; Forcipulatida; Asteriidae
Exons: 4
Coding region: 378-1181 (267 amino acids)
Cellular component (GO): plasma membrane
Source: RefSeq, a predicted model, not a curated record